Molecule: messenger RNA, 1796 nt
Organism: Cuscuta campestris
Lineage: Eukaryota; Viridiplantae; Streptophyta; Magnoliopsida; Solanales; Convolvulaceae
Source: the annotation of a GenBank genome assembly
CUCCGCCCCCUCCUUAUUGAAAUCUGUAACAAGUUCAAGAUUUUGCCCGGCCAGCUUACUCCAAAUGCUCACCGGUUCUUGAAUUGUUUCGUAAAUAUCUGUGAACAUUUGAAAAUCGACCCUUCCCUUCAUCUUUUCCUCCACAUGUACGAAGUCUUGCCCGGGACUAGUAAUUGCCCGGGCUUUGUUUAUUUUCAUUCACGUAAUAAGAGCAGUUUUGUGACCGGUCUUCCCCCUAGCCACAAAAGAUGGAAGAAGAGAUUUGUUUUUGUUGAAUUCCCCCCUGACCAAUUUCCUUUCUCUAACCCUGAGUGGGCUGACCGGGUUAUAAAACCUGAAAGGGUUCAUCCGGAGCCCACCAAAGAUCUUGAGGACGCCUGCGAGAAACUUCUCAAGGGUGAUCCUGUGACCGGGAAACCUUAUGCCUAUGGAGGCUGGGUAUUCCGGCUAUCUAAUCCAGAUGGGGGUGAAUCUGCGACCCAUGACGCAGAAGAUGACCGGGCAAACUCCCCGGAUGGUCAUGCUGAGGCCAAUUCUCCUCGUCCAGACAUGAACUUUAACAGGAUGACCACCACCAUCGAGGAUGAGGACGAUGAUGUCCAAGUCCUCCACUCCCACCGGUCUCCUAAUCGCAACUCUCCCUCCCCUCCUCAAAACCUUGGAGUUGAAGGGGCCUCAACUGCUCGGUGCUCUUCAGUUGAUGAUCUCAUUCGAGAUAAGCAGGUGAAGUCACCCUCAGCCCUCCAUUUCUCCGAAGGCGACCGGGUUGAAUCCAAGUCCAAGGAGACCAGCCAUUCUUCUUCCCGUGCUAAGGGCCAUAAAAGGAAAGGGUCCCAAAAGAGCUCCAAGGGAGACACGAAGAAGAAGGUCAGGUUAUCAGAUACGGAGGGGGAGUCCAUCGAAGAAGCCUUCCUAUCCCUGGCCAAAAAACUCAGCAAGGCCGGGGUCAUUUCAGAAGAGAUUAGCCAAAGUCUGCUGGAGCCAAAAGACCAGGUCUCCCAACUCACCAUCCUCCUUGAUUCUGCCAAGUUGGAGAUCAAUGACCGGGCAGAAAGGGAGAGGAGGCUUGAGGAAGAGUUGAAGGAAGAAAGGGCCCGGUUUGCCCUUCUGGAGGAGGAAAGGAAAAGAAAGAUCGCCGAGCUCGAGGAUGCGCUGGGCCAGGCUGAAGAAUCUGCCCGAGCAAAGAUGGAGGCCUUUCCCUCUGAAGCUGUUGAUUGGGCUGUGUGCCAUCACACGGAGGUUGCCCGGUCCCUUCUCACUACCCCGGAGGAAACCAUGGACUUUUUCAAAGUCAUGUAUCAAGAGCCAGAGGGGAAAAGGAUGAUAACGGAGAUAGGGUCUUAUGGAUUCCAGUGUGGCCAGAAACAUGAGAGGUCUCUUCUCUAUGCCAGACUUCUGAACAGGGACCCUUCCUUUGACCCGGCCAAGAUGAAGCUUCCGGCUCUAUACAAUGAAGAGCCGGCUCCCCCCUUUCCCCUAGAAUAGGUUAGGGCUUGACAAUUUAAAAAAAAAUUUGAAUUUUCCCAAGGCCUGGGGGAUGUCCGGCCUACUUCUGACUUGUUUAAUAUUGUCUUUUGUUUGGCAUGGUUUUCAAUUUACCGGCUUGUUUCUUCUUUCAGUUUGCAUGGUUGUUUUCCUUGUUUGGUCCUUACUUGAAGUCGCAUGGUCAGACUUGCCUUUUCUUGAACAUGCUUGGUUUAACUUCCAAGUAGAAAACAAUAACCGGCCUUAUACCUCAGGAAUCGUUUUAAAGAACGUCCAGGGCAUCUCAUGUCCUGGUCCUGAAAACGUCCAGG